Molecule: messenger RNA, 10194 nt
Organism: Triplophysa dalaica
Lineage: Eukaryota; Metazoa; Chordata; Actinopteri; Cypriniformes; Nemacheilidae
Product: SRC kinase signaling inhibitor 1-like
Exons: 19
Coding region: 430-3939 (1169 amino acids)
Biological process (GO): regulation of dendritic spine morphogenesis
Cellular component (GO): cytoplasm; postsynaptic density; actin cytoskeleton
Source: RefSeq, a predicted model, not a curated record
AGCCUCCUUUUCUUUUCUCUUUCAAUGGUUCAGUCCAUGAACUUGCUCAUCCCGUGUGCAGUUUUGGCUCACUGUACCUUUAAGAGGAGGGGGGCUGUUGGUGUGGGGGUUUACAUGAAUAUCCUAUGAGCUCGGUUUGUGCCAUGCGGACCCACACACACACACACACACUCACUCAAACGCACAGGCACGCGCACACACCACGCCAGCCAGCCAUAGGCUGGUGCAGACUGUUUCCACAGGAGCCGAGCAAUAGAAACACAGAGAGAAGAGCUCCAGAUGGAUAAUACAGAAGACGAGGUUGUGUGAGACGGCUGCGAGACGCCGAGGAGAUCUAAAGCUGGUGGGAGGACAGCUCAGCCUCAGCAGGUUUGUGACCGUGAGAAAGGGAGGAGAUAGAAAAGAAACAGAAGAGAUAAAGUUCUUGUGAUGUUGCGUGGGGAUGAUGCAGAAUAUCAGCGCCGGUAUCACACCCUGGGCAGCUCUACGCGCCGCCUCUCAAACCCUGACAUGGAGGCCUUCGGCAAGCUCCACAAGGGCGGCGACGUGGAGCACCAGAGGAAUAAAUACCCUCCUCAGCACGCUGCCACCCUGGUCAACACCAAUUGUGCCCGGCAGCAGCAACCACAUUACUGGAGUUUUAAGGCGAGGACUCCACGCAACGCUGCCGGGCAGCAGCAGCAGCAGCAGCAGCAGCAUUCGCUGGGCGAGCAGGAAGGAGGGCGUCUCUGCUAUGCGUCUGCUGAGAGUCUGGAGAGCAUGGCCGACGCUGAGCUCCCUCUGGGCUUCAGUCGCUCAAACAUUCUCAGACAAAGCCUGCCGCUGGCCCGAUCACCCAGCCAGGCCAAACUAAGAGCUCCAGCGGUGUUAUUCCUUCAGUUUGGGGAUGAAACGCGGCGCGUGCACAUCACUCAUGAGUUGACUAGUAUGGAGACGCUGCACGCGCUCAUCGUGCACAUGUUCCCUCAGAAGCUGACGAUGGGCGCGCUGCGCUCCCCCGCCACGGCUCUGCUCAUGAAGGACGAGGCUCGCAACAUCUUUUACGAACUGGAGGACCCUCGUGACAUCCACGACCGAUGCCUCAUCAAGAUUUACUACAGAGACGCGCAUUAUACCCCACAACACACGCAGCACCCCGUACACCACGGCCACAUCGCCAACGGAGACCUGCGCAGAGAGCUUGUGUACACCUCGAGGGAAUCGUCUCCCACGCGCCGUUUAAACCCGAUGCCGUCUUCCGCUUCACCCUCUGGCUCUCCUUCACGCUCGCAAUCUCGUCUUUCUUACUCGGGCGGGCGUCCUUCCUCUUACGCGGGUCCCCAUCCGUCACCCCAGAUGCACCCUUAUCAGCACCAACACCACGGCCACCCCCCUCAGCAGACUGGCCACCCCCACCCUGCAUUUUGCCCCUCCCCCAGCGCUAUCCUGGAGCGCCGUGACGUGAAACCGGAUGAGGAAAUCACGUCGUCGUCGAAGAGCAUGGUGCUCCUUAAAAACGAAGCAAUAUAUGCAGACCCGUACGCGCUCGUGCAGGACCCUCGGCUCAGUGUGGCCUCGUCGCAGGCCCUGGCAUACCGCCGCGGCUCUGUCCGCUCCAUCGCCGGCUACCCUGCUGCUGCGUUACAGUGUGAGCUUGAGGGCGCCCUCUACAGACCCGGAGGACACAUAUAUGCAGAUCCGUACGCCACUAUGGGUUUCCGCACCCUGCCCCCAGCCUCACCACAAAAACUGUCUGAUGGCAGGGAUCCGUACGGAAGCCACCCGGGUCGAGCAUCCCCUGGCAGACACGGGUUCCGUAAAGAUGGAACUGUAUACAUAGAGAGCCCUAAAAAUCGUCCGGGAGGGCCGCCUAUGGAUCAGAUAUGUAUGAUUGGGGGCCCUGGAACCGACGGAGGGCCAGUGCCAGUUUACAGCCCAGCAUUACCUGGCAAUGAAGAAACCAGAGAGCGUAUGGAGGCCAUGGAGAAGCAGAUAGCCAGUCUGACUGGUCUGGUUCAGAGUGUUUUAACCCGUGGACCGGACAGCCCUGAUAAGACAGAAACAGCGAGUGACUGCUCUGCUCCUGAAACUGGCAGGUUUAGAAAGAAAAAAGUCUCGUCCCCGUCUGCGCCCCUGGCCCUGAUGCCACCCCCGCCCACUGGAGAGUCUCUACCAAUAGCGAUGUCCCGUUCCCAAAUGCAGCUGCAUCUCAGCGACCUGCAGCAACACACAGCUGAACUGCGCAAAAAACUGUCAGAACUGCGACAACUGCAGAUGCAGAAUCAAGAUUCUGUUCAGGCAUUACUAAGACAGACAGAGUCUGAUUUGGGAAUGUGUCUGAUCGAGGCGUCUCGGACGCAGGAAGAUCCGUUACAGCGCCAGCGCCUUCUUGUGGAGGAGGAGAGGCUUCGCUAUCUUAAUGAAGAAGAACUUAUUAUACAACAACUACACGAUCUUGAGCGCUCUGUGGAAGAGAUGAAGGCAGGGGCGGGGCUAAACCAUCAUCUGGUGACGGAACAGGAAAUAGAACAGAAGAGUUUGGAACUCAGAAGACUCGGAGAGACGGUAGCUGAACUCAAGAAUCAGUUCCCCACUUUGCAAAGUAAGAUGCGUGUGGUGUUGAGGGUGGAGGUGGAAGCUGUCAAGUUUCUUAAAGAGGAACCGCUCAGACUGGAGGCGUUGUUGAAACGUUGCAGAAGCAUCACCAAUACGCUUGCUCUGCUGCGCAGGCAGGUGUCUGAAGGUGUGUGGAGAACCCCGGAUGACUUCAGUAGUUCGGUUUCAAGCAUGAGGGAGGCGGAUUUCAGCCGUUGCUCGGAUCUGGAUAUUCUCACCAGCCCGUCUCUAAAUCUGCCAGACCUGGCGGGCACCUUAUCGGUCGCCACCACUCUCUCCGCAUGCUUGGGUACUAAUACCACCCUGGGGGCAAAUCCCAGCCUGACUAGUGCUUCCAUUAUUGGGGGAACCACAAGUCUAUCUAACAUACUCAGCUCCACUGUUGGUCCCUGUAUGAGCGGCAGUGGGAUUUUGGGCAGUACCACACUGGGCAACUGGUUGGCCUCAGCCGGGGCAACAGAUUCGAUCAUGCCUGAACUGGACGGGACCUCAACAAUAAGGACGGGCGGGCUGGAAGAUCUGCCCUCACGCAGAGAAUCUGAUAAAGGUGUUUCCGUGGAGGUCCGACUGGCCGCCGAGCGAGACUGGGAGGAAAAGAGAGCCAGUUUAACUCAGUUCAGCGCUCAGGACAUCAACCGUCUGCUGGAGGAAACGCAAGCUGAAUUAAUGAAGGCCAUUCCUGACCUGGACUUCGCCGCCAAGCAGAUCACCAAACCGGCCGUUCCUCCGAAACCUCAGAUGUCUUCUCUCCCGGCACCCGGUUCAGCGUCCUCAACCCCGACCUUAACACCUGAACACCAGCCCAAAACUCCACCCAAACCCCCCAGCAAAGACGGCAUCCCGCGCAGGGGAUCAGGAGAGUUGACCGUGCCACGGUAUCGAACAGAAAAGCUGUCCAAGUCUCCGCCCCCUCCACCUCCCAGAAGAAGUUUCCCAUCAGGCCUUGGGCUCACGACCAGCAGCAGCGGAGAAGUUAUCACCAUAAACAAGAGCGUUAAGAAGUUAGAGAAAAGUGAGAACAAAGAGGAUUCCGAUGUAGCGACUAACUCUCAGACGCCACCCGUCAAACUGAGACGGCCCUCGACCUCAGACGGACCCCGACCCUCCUCCACACCUCCGGUCAUCGCCGCUUCCGGAAUGAAAGAAGAUGAAGACGAGGAUGAGAGGAUAAUGGCCGAGCUGGAGUCUGUAGGAACUCCUCCGGGCUCAGUUAAACUGGUUCAGCCGUCCUCCGUGGCCCGUCUGCGUCAUCUCCAGCAGAGCAGCCUGGAGCGUCAGACCCGGAAACAACAGGAAGAGUUUCCUAAACUUCAGCAGGGUCAGCAGCAGGUAUUUCACUUCUAACAGAAACCUCCCCUGCUCUCCUGACCGGUGUUCCCACGUCUGAUCUACGCUGUGUUGACUUCAGAGACUUUCUGCACAGAUUUCCUCUGUGCAGGCACAAGUCUUAUUGGACUCGUACAUUCACUCAUUUCAAUUACAGAUGUAAUAUUUUCCUCUUUCGUUCAACACGAGAUAUUCUUCCAGGACUACAGCGCAAUGUAGUUUAUCGCAGUGCCAGGAAACCACUGGUUUAGCCAAAUGACUUCAGUCAAAUUUCUUUCAUUGUUUGGCACAUGAUCUGACCGCAGGAGAAAGAUCUCCCUAAACUGGGUGGACUUUUAAUGUCCUUAUAUUUAAUUUAAACAGGAUAUUCACUGAGAAAUGUACGGCGUGACUUGAUUUGAUACAUCUUGAAAAACACGUAUGUUGUGACAAAUGAGUGUUCACACCAGACUGGAGACAGACCCCAAUGCAAUCCUUGUUAAUACACAUCUAAAAACUAUUCAUUCAAUUCAUUCACAUCAUCAGAACCACACUCAGUCCAGAUAACGUCAACAGAAAAGGAAAGUUAUUUAAGAAGCAGAGCAAGUUGUUGAAUUUUUGAUAGAAUAUUAUGAAUAAGAACAUCAAUUUUUAUUUGAAGUAAUUUGUAUUUAAGAAAGUAAAUAGGGUUCCGUUUGACUUGUGUGCGUCUGGGAUAUGUGUGUGUCCCAGAUGAUGAGUUGGCAUGUUGUUUAUUAUAGGUGAUGUGAGGUCUUAUACCACACUUGAACCAUUCUGAAUCAGAUUUUGAUGAGCAGUCAAAGACCGGGUAAGAAAUCAGUAAUACUUUACUUAAAGCCUUUAUGUUUAACGCAUUAUAAAGGGUUAUUAAAGGGUAUGAUGCAUUAUAAUUGUUCAUAAUGUGUGUUGUAAUGCAUUAAAUGUUGUUGUAAAUAAUUUUAACCAAAUUAAAAGUGUAAGAAAGAAUUGAAAAGUUUUGUUAUGUAUUAACUGUAGUUACAAUUAUUAAUGAGACAUUAUAAAGCAUUGUAAGGUGCAUUGCAAGGCAUAAUUAAUACAUUAAAAUGACUUUUAUAAAGCAUCACACAUACAGUAAAUGCUUUAAGUAAAGUGUUAGCAAGAAAACCUCUGCUAUUCUCUGUGUGUAUGACAGAUCAGGUGCAGACGAUGUGUCAUAUGUGAUCUAGAAACUGACGUUGGCAUUACUGUUUCAAGGCGUUGCAACAUUCGGUCAGACACCAGAAGGAAUUGGUUAGAUAUGAAGUUAGAUAUGAACGUUGAAUCCUGCUCAGUGCUGCUAAACCUCAGGGACUGACCUGAGAAAAAAACAUGGAGAAAUAGAUAGAUACAUACAGCCACAGAAACGAUAAGAGAUCACUUCAGUUAUGCAUUUCUGCAUUCUACAUAUACUUCUAUUGAAUAUAUCUCUGCUGUCCUUCUGAAACCUUGUAUCUCCAUAUCUCGUGAUUUUUAUUUCUUGCCAUAAAUCAUUAUUAUUCGUCACCCUUUAUAUUUGUCACUGGGUUUUGCAAAUAUCUGACCAAUAACAAGAAUCAAAAAGUGCUUGUCAAUGUUAACAACACAGUAUACAAGCAUAGAGAAGGUACAGUGUCCAGAAAAACUGUGAAUUUGGACAUCUGAGGUUUCGAAAGGACAGUGAUGAUAUGUUCAACAUAUUUAUUUCAACAUAAACAUUUCAUAUUUUUUAAUUUUCUGUAAAUAAAUUCAAACAAAAUAGAAUAUUUUCAUUUGGAUUUUGGGAAAAAAAUAUAAUUUUAAACAGUAAAUGCAGACAAAAGGAUAAUUUUGAAUUAGUCUCUUCAUUUUUUCUGCGGCUGUAUAUUAAUGAUAUGAAAUGGUUCAGGUUUGUAAUUUCUUCACAGUGAGAAGAGUGGAUCCUGUUUGCUUGACCAAUGGCGUAUACUUUUUAACUAACAUGAAAAUAUUAUUUUAGAAACUCAUCUGGUGACACUGAUGGCAGAGAAAGUAAAACCUUCAGCUGUGAGGAGGAAAUUUCCACUGAAUAAUGCACACAAGCGACUGAACAAGAAGAGGAAACAAUGUACAGUGUUGUACAGUCUCAUCAGGCCAGACGGCUCGCAAAGUCAGCGUUCCCCUAAUGUAUCCCAAAUGAAAGUGAAGAGAGAAGGAACAUUUGGGUGGAAAGAAAGGUUGAAAGAGACAAGACAGAGAGUGGAUUCAUGCCUCGUCUACAGGUUGCUCUGAUUCUCUCUCUCUCUUUCCUUCAUCUGGUGUCUCUCUCCCUCCUGCAGGGUGAAGCUGUAGGCUAUUAACUAGCCGUAAGCUUCUGAGUUAGCCGUCUUUCUGUUGUUUCACUGUGAAAAUGAAUAAGAAAAAAGCACAUUGUGUGCAAGAUACCAAUUCAGAUAUAUACUGAGCCUUACUGUGUGGCAUUCACUUUGAACACAAAAUGAGAUUUAUGAAAGGAUUUUUGAGCUGUGGAUGUUGACCACUUUCAGUUUGUUUCUCACACGGAUUCAGGAAUACCUAUUACUGAAAUGAUGUGUGUUUGGGUUCGUUUUAAACAGAAUGAGGUUUAGUAAAUGAGGGUUUCGUUUUCGCCUUUUAGACAUUUUUUUUUAAAACUGAAGGAACUAAACAGAACGAGAGAUGUUGUAAGGAGUUUCAUCCAUCAAUCAAUCAUCAUGCGGUCUGGGUAGAUUGCAGUCCGUGUAUUGUUGUCAGAGUUACCCAUCACACAGACUGAAAGAAUUUAAUGGACAAUCACCGUGGCAACCACAAGAGGCGAGUAUGUGAAUCCUGAAUCCUGACACAAUUUUUAAGGUCCACAUGAAGUCACGGCAAUGUUUGACAUUGAGAAGAUAUAAGAGUUCAAAACAUACAGGUCCUCGCUUUUUCCAAAGUGGAUAAAGGAUUCUGUCGUCAUUCUGCACUUUAGCGUCUCAUCAGAUUCCGGGCGGUGAGGGAAACUAAACCCACUGUAGGCUGUUGACGCCAACCAUCCUUUUGCAUUUUAAUGCAUUUCUGUAAAAAAUAUUCGAACAUUCUUUAGUCUCACAAGCUUGUGAUUUAUUCACCACACGUUGUAUCCGUUUAUAGGAUGUAAUGUCAAUGCGGUGUGCAUAGUAAUCCAUGCAUACAAAUGAUGUGUACAGUAUCCUACUACAAAAAUAUUUCAAAGACUUUGAAAUAUAUUCCUAUAGAUUGGAAUAUGACAUAUAAUAGAAAUUUAGGUAUUUUUAGGAAUAAAGAAAUCUAUAGAUUCACUGAACACUUUAAUACUAGUGUUAAAGGGGUCAUAUGGCGCGAAUCCGUGUUUUUCUUUGUCUUUGGUGUGUUUCUGUAUUAGACAAGUAAAAUGGCAAAAAAUGAAAGUGUGUGAACAAAAGAUUCUAUCUAAAAGCAAACGCUCACCCUGACCUGCCUGAAACCACUCCCACAAAUCUACAUCAGUUGGUGGUCUGAUUUGACUAAGACCACCCAAAUGUAAACGCAAGUAAGGUGGUGUACCUGUCAGUACAAUUGAAGAGGAACCUGAUGUUCCAAAUAUAGUCAGAGGCGUUAUAUGCCCGUCACACGCUUUCAGUAUUCCACCAAUCACAACGCACCGGAUAACUGGCCAAUCAGAGCACACCUCGCUUUUCAGAGAGGCGGAGCAAAGAGGAGAUAAAAACAUGCACGGUAUGUGGAGUAUACACGUUUUUAACAAUAAUACAACAAUAAUAUUACUUUUAGCCGUGUCAUGUGACCCCUUUAAACCAGAGAGCAAUUUGUUGAGGCCACAGGAAACAGGGACUUUUAUCUUUGUUUUUGUACUCCAACACAUUGCAUGUUUUACACUACAACCCUUUCUUUUUUCGUACAUGGAUUGCGCACCUCCAGACAGUUGUCUUGAUCAGAGUCGACAGCGGAUCAGUUUUGUUUUCUAGUGCAAUGAGUCUACGGUCUGAACCACAACAGGAGACAACAGGUUUCCCCGUCAUCAGUCCGUGUCGAACCACCCCGGCUUUGUUCCCAGGCAAAGAUGUGGAUAAUUUGGCAUGCCGUAGUGUCUGACGGACCAGUCUGCUCGGGCUUAAUGGGAGGUCUGUGGCAUGAAUAUGUCAUCGGGACAGUUUGGCGCAUCGAGCAGCGGCUCCGUAAAGAUUCCGUUUGAAGGGAUUAUUUCUUCUUAAAAGGUCAAAUUGUUUGUUGGCCCCCGAGUGCCAAGGAGCAUGUGAAUAGUGAGUGGAUGUGUCAUUUUGUUUGUAUCUUGAGGGUUUCCCAGGACGUCGCUGUUGAUGUUUAAUAAGGUGAACUAAAUCCCGCUUGUAGAGAAGCUCUCGGCCCUGAACACUGUAAGAAGCAGCCGGCUGGAAAAAUGAUUCAGCCUGUCGUUCUCAUCGCUGUUCUUGACUUCUUGAUUCAAAACUUCAUCUGCAAAUAAUGACUUUAUCAGGGAGAAACUAAUCCUGACUGUCAAGAGAAGAUAAACGAUUCAUAAUGAGGUGAAAAACAGAAAUGCUGCUAAUAGAGCUGGUUAAUGAAACGCUGUUACACAACAGAUGCCACUUUGUGUCCUUAUAAUGCGAUAUGACAAGUUAUUUGUUGAACGUGAAAAUGCUGCAGUACAAAAACAGCCUAUUCAUAUCCAAUAUACUGAUUCAGUUCAGUCAGCGAGGUUUCACUGUGGGCGGGGCUACCGAGUGUGACGCGUGCUUUUAUUGGCUCUUUAAUGUCGUGCCCUUCACAGGUCAACUUUAGAUCAAACUUGUCCACAUCAACCUGUACUCAGUCACAGUGUUAAUAGCAAGAAAAGGUCAUCUCUAUUCUACUUUGAUGUUAAAUGAAUAAUCUGGACAUGCAGUAUAUGUCCCCUUUUUUGUCUCUAGGCCACGACCGCGUUUAAGUGUCACGAAGCUAAUACAUAAAAAAACAUACUUUUACAUACAUAAUGUUUAUAAUAAAUGUACUUUGCAGAAUUAAAGUUAUAUGUUUUGAGAAAAGUCAAAGUUACGAGAAUGAAGUCGUGGCAAUAUGUCAUAUUUGGUUUCAUUGUUGCAACAUCUCGUAUUUUUAAUUAGAAAAAAAUCCUGAUUUAUUCCCGUUAUUUGACUUUAUUUAAAUCACACAACUUUUUGAUCUUGAUAUCAUUUUUGCGUGACACUAAACAUCAUACAUGUAACUACUGUAAGUAAAAUAUUAAGAAACACUGCCUUCUUGUGACUAUUACAGGUAAAUCAAAACCACCAAAGUAAAAAAAUACAGUUCCCUCUUAAUCUAUGCGUUGCUUAAUGUAUUCAGGAGCAUUAGUUGAAACAUUCAAUCAGCUCAACAGAAAGAUUUCAUUGCAAGUAUUGAUUUUAUCUUUGUUUUUCUCUCUUUUAUCCACCGACCUGUCCUAACUUGCUUGUAUCUGAUCCUCAGUCGACCCUCUCCUGACCUCACGCUGAAGUUAUCUACAGUACAUACACUAGAGCACCAUAAAUAUGGCCGACAUCAGUCUCUCGUAAACUCUUACAGUAAGAGAGACGUAACACUCUUCCCUUCAAAAUAUUUUAAUCUGGGUUGCAUGAAAUAUCUGAAACAAUGGGAAUUUAAGGUUGUUUAGGAUAUAAGAAUAAAAAACAGACAUGGUGACCUCUUUAUUCUAACACAAGAAGACGUUUGUUUAUGUAUAACCAUCCACUUUACCUUUCUACCUCAAAUUGUCCUGUAAAUGUUGUUGGCAUGUUGACCAUCAGCCUUGAGUUCUGCCAUCCUCAGUGUCCCUACAUGCCCCUUUUAACCCGACAUUUGACCCUGUUCAAGGUGCACGUACACUAAUUGGCAACGAUGACCCUGGGAAUCAAGGAGAACCCCCAAAUCCCACAUGGAUUGUCCACGACUAAAGCACAAUGUAUCUGACAUUACAGAAGAGCUUUGACAAAGGUACGAAUCUAAGGUUACGGUUCUGUUCUCUACACUAGGCAAGAAACGUCAAAUGGUACAAUAAUGCUGAAAUGAGUUUUAGACCCACGUUUGAAUUGCUAAUUGCGUAGAAAUAAUUGUCUAGAUGUUCUGCAAUUCUAGAGUCGUAGCACAACUAAAAACAGUAAUCGUACUAUACGUGACGAGUGAAACUCUCAAUUGAUAAGAAAUUCAAAAUCAAGUAUAAACUAGAUUUUUAUUCAAGAUUAGCUUUUGUAUUUUUAUAAGCAAAAGAAAGAGAAUGUGUUAGAAUAGUGUGACUAAAUUCACGUGGGGUACAUGCCUUAUCCAAAUUCAUGUCCAAACGAUGCUCGGGAAUCUAUAUGCAUCAAAAGAUCCGUG